Messenger RNA from Alligator sinensis (Chinese alligator), 3172 nucleotides. RefSeq names its product prostaglandin I2 synthase (gene PTGIS). The transcript has 10 exons. The record is from RefSeq and is a predicted model, not a curated record. Gene Ontology annotation, biological process: prostaglandin biosynthetic process. Gene Ontology annotation, molecular function: monooxygenase activity; oxidoreductase activity, acting on paired donors, with incorporation or reduction of molecular oxygen; prostaglandin-I synthase activity. NCBI's taxonomy places the organism in Eukaryota, Metazoa, Chordata, Crocodylia, Alligatoridae. Bases 44 to 1507 code for a protein of 487 amino acids.
CUUUUUUAGUAGACAUCUGACUGGUUGCUUGUAGUGUGGCUGCAUGCACAGCUCUAGUUACUGUGCAAGCCAAUUAAGUGGGCUACCGAGUGACCCUCCACUUGACAAAGGUCAUAUUCCUUGGUUUGGACAUGCCAGAGAAUUUGGAAAAGAUCCUGCCAAGUUUCUGUCUAAAAUGAAACAAAAGCAUGGAGAUAUUUUCACAAUUCGGGUUGCUGGAAAAUUCAUCACCAUCUUGUUGGACCCUUGCUCCUAUGAUGCAGUGCUGUGGGAAUCAAACUCUAAGCUAGAUUUUGGCAAAUAUGCCCGUAUCUUAAUGGAGCGAAUGUUUGAUGUCAAACUGCCAAAUUUUGAACCUAGUGAUGAAAAGGCCAUGCUGAGAUUGACUCUGCAGAACAAGAACCUUUCAUCCCUUACAAAAGCAAUGUUCUUCAACCUCAAGACUCUUCUGCUUUCUGACCAGAAUCAGCAAUGGCAAGAAGGAGGCUUGUUCUAUCUGUCUUACAGCACAAUGCUCAGAGCUGGAUAUCUGACACUGUAUGGCAAUGAAGAAGAAAACUAUGAUGAUCCUUCUUCUCAAGAUAAAGACCGAGCCCAUUCUUCUGAAGUCUACAAUGAAUUCUAUAAAUUGGAUCGGUUUUUGAUGAGAGCAGCCCGCUCUAUGCUAACCACAGUGGAACAGAAGGAAGUAGCCAGAAUCAAGGAGCGUCUCUGGAAACUUCUGUCGGUAGAAAGACUGAAUUGCAAAGCAAAUAAAAGCUCUUGGCUAGAGAGCUACAAGAAGCACCUAGAGGAGCUUGGAGUAGAUGAGGAUAUGCAGUCCAGAGCCAUGCUGCUGCAACUCUGGGUCACACAGGGGAAUGCAGGCCCUGCGGUUUUCUGGCUUCUCCUAUUUCUUCUAAACCAUCCUGCAGCCAUGGCAGCAGUUCAAGGUGAAUUAGAAAAAGUACUUGGACACAGAAGACAAACAAUGAAACAGAUGCAUGGCAUUAGCCAAGAGAUACUGGACAACACCCCUAUUUUUGACAGUGUAUUGAAAGAAGCCCUGCGUUUGACAGCAGCCCCUUUUAUCACCAGAGAAGUCCUUGAAGAUGCAUCUCUGAGAUUGGCAGAUGGCAGGGAGUACAGCCUGAGAAAGGGAGAUAGGCUCUGCCUUUUUCCAUAUUUAAGCCCCCAGAUGGAUGCAGAGAUCUAUGAAGACCCUGAGAAAUUCAAAUAUGACAGAUUCCUCAAUCCAGAUGGCACAGAGAAAAAUGACUUCUAUAAAAGAGGGACUAGACUCAAACAUUACAACUUGCCAUGGGGAGCAGGAAUUAAUACAUGUAUUGGAAAGUUCCAUGCAAUUAAUAGCAUCAAACAGUUUGUUUUCCUCCUGUUAUCCUGUUUUGACUUGGAACUGAAACAUCCCGGUUCAGGGAUCCCAGAGUUUGACAAGGAAAGAUAUGGCUUUGGAAUAUUACAGCCAGAAGGUGAUAUCAUGGUUCGAUACAAGUUGAAAGCUUCGUGAAAGAGCAAUGGCUUCUCUUCCGUCAUCCACUUGUUCUCAUCUGUGUUGAACUGUAUCUCUUGUCUUACCACUGAACCAGUUCUAAAUCUCAGCUUUAGACUUGAUUGGGGGGAUAGUAGCAACUAGGACAAGGGUGAGCAAAAUACAGCCUGUGGGCGAUAUCCAGCCAGCCAAAUGAUCCUAUCUGGCCCACUGACUGCCACUGGGAGCCUGAGGAGGGAGGGCUGUGCCCAGCAUCUCUUUGCCGCAGCUGGGGCCAAGCCAGACAGCGCAGCUUGCAGACUCCCCAUGCAGGCCCAGCUGCUGGAGGCCGCAAUGCCACAACUGCACAGCACCAACAUGAAGCUGGGCUAGGGGAAUGGAUGCUGGGAGGUGGGGGAGUCUGCACACUGUGUGGCCCAGCCUGGCCUUGACUGCAGCAGAAUGGAGCAGAGCAGGGUGUAGCCCUUCCUCCUAGGGGUCUCAGCAAUGGCUGGUGGGCCAGAUAGGAUCAGUUGGCAUCUUCCCACACCCCCAGCCCUCAACAGCUCACCAAAACUCAUUAAGUGGCCUGCUAGCCAAAAUAAUUGCCCACCCCUGAACUAGGAUGAUGACAUAAAUUUUAGCACCUUCCAUUUUGCUGCCUUUGUAGUUGUGAGGCUACAGCUUUAAUGCCACAUGACUGUAGCUAAUAGAGCUACAACACUCCGCAAAGUAUUUUUAGUAAUUAAACACUAGAUACUCUUAGUGAACUUUGCAUCAUGAAAGCACAUUUUAAGGGAAAAUCUAGCUGUCAGACUCUAUAGUGUGUAACUCUCAAUUAACUCUGCACAUUCAUUCAAAUCCUUGGGUACUGGGUGACUAAAUAUAGGCAGCAGAAAUAUGAGCUCAAGUAUACAGAGACCUAGGUUUUAUUCCUGAGUAGCUGAGCCUUGGUGUCCAUGCAGAGGGUUGGUAUUCCUUGACAGCCACAUAAUGAGAGAGCACUUGAGGAAGAUACUUUUGAGUGACUCAGCAUCACUAAAUGGAAGGUGCUUUAAUUGAUCAGCCGAGCUGCUGGAGGAAAAGAGCUAUUCCAGAUUCUAGUUUUAUAGCCCAGAUGAUGGAGGGCCUGGAAGGUAGAUAGGAGAAGAGUGGUGGGAGGGUAUUGAAAGGUGUCAUUACAUUUAGCUCUCCAGUUCUGCAGUUGUUGUAUGUAGCUAGGCCAUCAGGCAUACAAUGAGAACAGACUUUAGGCUGGUGGAUACUGAGGCUGCCAAGAGACUGUUGUUCCAUGCUGCCUUUCUUCCACUUAUGUUGGCAGCAGGGAGAAGCAAGAGGGAUUUGGGAGAGGGCUAAUAUAGAAGUCUCUACACUGGCUCAGCACCAACAAAGGAUUCCCCACUGGGGUGUGGGUGUUGGGUGUGCUCCCUUCUGUCACAUUGGUGCAAAGCAGCUGACCCAUACUGGAGAAUUUGGCCAUAUUCUAUUAUCCAUAUUCCAGUAGAAGAUACCUGGCUUAGAGUCCUUGUGAUUUAAGCAACUAGAAGAUUCAGGCUCAAAUUACAGUCUUGAACAUUUGGAGAAUAAUGAUGGAAUUCGUGGGAUAUUUUCUAAAUAGAAUUUGCUUAAUUUGCACCUGUUCCUCUCCCAAAAUAUUUGUGUAAAAGAAUAAAGAAGAAACCUUUCUUUGGGUCGGUUUUGAAU